Leishmania mexicana MHOM/GT/2001/U1103 is the source of this 240-nucleotide messenger RNA. RefSeq lists its product as hypothetical. NCBI's taxonomy places the organism in Eukaryota, Euglenozoa, Kinetoplastea, Trypanosomatida, Trypanosomatidae. The coding region runs from base 1 to 240 and encodes 79 amino acids. The transcript has a single exon. The record is from RefSeq and is a predicted model, not a curated record.
AUGUCCGCGAUGCAGCUGCUGAUUGUCGCCCUGGCGGCGUGCCUGUCGGUGGCGGCGGCAAAGUCCAAGGAGGAGUUCCCGCUUGUGUGGGUGUGCCUCGGCAUCACGGUGGUUGGCGUGAUUGCGGCACUGUACGUUGCGUACAAGCGCCCCGAUGAACUGCACCUGCCGGGGUCCGUGGUGAUGACGGUGGUGGAGAGCGACCCUGGAAACGGCAAGAGCACCUUGGAGAACAUCUAA